GUCAUAUCCAACAUGGAGUCCAGCGGUGUCAAGCUAAGUUUCUGGGAGAACGGACCAAAACCCGGACAGUUUUACUCUUUUCCCGGCAGCAGUACCAGCGGAUCGGGUACAUCAUGUGGGCCGGUUCGACACACGCUUAACCCGAUGGUGACCGGAACAUCGGUGCUUGGUGUAAAGUUUAAUGGCGGCGUUGCCAUUGCGGCCGACAUGUUGGGCUCAUACGGCUCUCUGGCUCGGUUCAGAAACAUUUCUCGCCUCAUGAAGGUAAACGACAACACGAUCCUGGGGGCAUCAGGCGACUACGCUGACUACCAGUACCUGAAACAGGUCAUCGAACAGAUGGUGAUCGAUGAACAGCUGCUUGGUGAUGGCCACAGCUACACACCGAAGGCUAUCCACUCCUGGCUCACCAGAGUGAUGUACAACCGUCGCAGCAAGAUGAAUCCCCUGUGGAACACCGUCGUCAUCGGUGGUUUCUAUAAUGGAGAGAGUUUCUUAGGUUAUGUGGACAAGCUGGGUGUAGCUUAUGAGGCUCCCACAGUGGCCACUGGUUUUGGAGCGUACCUGGCUCAGCCACUGAUGAGGGAGGUAAUUGAGAAGAAGGCAGAUAUCACCAAACAAGAGGCCCGGGACCUGGUGGAGCGCUGCCUCAAAGUGUUGUACUACAGAGACGCUCGCUCCUACAACAGGCACGAGAUUGCCAUCGUAACGGAGGAAGGGGUGGAGAUCAUCGGCCCUCUGUCCUCAGAAACCAACUGGGACAUUGCUCAUUUGGUCAGCGGAUUUGAAUGAAAGCAAACUUCAGCAACUUUUUUUUUUUUCCCCCCUUCAUCAAAAACAGCCAACAGUUCACAUUCAUCUUCUCUAUCCCAGUUUAGUUUCUUUUUGUUUUCUGGUCACUUUUGUAAAAUGGAAAAUAAAUGUGGUAAUUGAAACUUA
Nematolebias whitei (Rio pearlfish) is the source of this 939-nucleotide messenger RNA. RefSeq names its product proteasome 20S subunit beta 4 (gene psmb4). Gene Ontology annotation, cellular component: proteasome core complex. The record is from RefSeq and is a predicted model, not a curated record. The transcript is spliced from 8 exons. NCBI's taxonomy places the organism in Eukaryota, Metazoa, Chordata, Actinopteri, Cyprinodontiformes, Rivulidae. The coding region runs from base 13 to 792 and encodes 259 amino acids.